Pocillopora meandrina is the source of this 8530-nucleotide messenger RNA. The record is from the annotation of a GenBank genome assembly. NCBI's taxonomy places the organism in Eukaryota, Metazoa, Cnidaria, Anthozoa, Scleractinia, Pocilloporidae.
UUCGUGUGGCCUACAAAUAUUUUGUCAUUUUACCGUAAAGAUGGUGGAAACAACACUUAUCUUCUCCGCUGCUAAAACUUCAUUUGAUCCUCAAGUGCAAGGAUGUUUGAUCAUCGGGAAACCGCGAAACCUUCAGACUGUUACAUUUGACAAUUUAGCGGAAAAACUUUCGCCACGAGUUGACGCUGCGGUACGGCACUUUUUUUUAUUUUAUUCAAUUAAAAUUUAUGUUUACAAUAAUUGAUUCUAUUUUCAAUUUGAAUAGCUUUUAUUCAAACAGCUUAUCUCAAAUUGUGUCGUAUGGUUUAUGUCAGUGUUACAUCGUGAUGUAGCAAAUGGUCAUUCCUGAUGAUCGAAAAAUAAACGUUUCACGGAACAAAAUAUGAUAACUCGUGUAAUAUUCGACUAGACUGGAUUGCGGAAAAUAAAUGCUAUUGGAGCAAUAUCCUCCGUUUAUUCUAUGGUUACAUUUAUCCAAUACAAUUAUUUUAUUAACUGUCGUCAACGCCACAUUUAGGAAGCGAAAUUUUGAGGCAGCGCUAUCACACGACUUUUGUUCUUAGAACCUAAAACCAUUAAAAAAAAGAGCGAAGGAAAAUGAUGAAGAGCACCAAAUGGUUAAAAAAAAACAUGCUGAAACAGUUUUCAUAUUAUUUUUAUUUAUCCUUCAGUUGGAUUUAGUGAUGAUAUACAUAUGAUACUAAAAUUUGGUGAUUCACAUGCUCUUUUAGAAGAAUCUUUUAGUUUCAUACCAAACCGAUUGCAGUACUCGAUUAACUUGUAUUCCAAGUAUUCAGAAAUUUCAUUUUCAGUUAACUCUUUAGGUCGUCUGUUAAUCUCCAACUGGUUAAAUUUAUAGAGGUUCAGGGUGACUUAUGAGGACUUCAUUUAGUUAUUGUAUGUUACGAUUUUGCUAUGGUAUUUGUAUAUAUAUAUUUUUUUUCAUUAUUAAUAAUUCCUUGGACCAUGAACAUUUGACUAAGAGGUUCACACAGCUAAUAUUUUCAGUUUCAGAGGAUCAAACUUUUUGGUUUUGAGUUGAGACAUGAAUCAAAUCUGAAAAGCUGAUACGGUAGCAUUACUGACCGAUUCUGUUCAAAAAACACUGAGCAGAGAAAAGAUGCUAUCAAAUGUCUAAAGAGAUGACUUGGAACCUUCACUUGUGCUGAACAGAUUUGUAACUGUUAAAUCAUCCAUCUCACAUACAUCCCUUUGAUUUCAUGGACUUUCUCAACCAUUACAUCUAUCCAAGAUGAUUGUAGUAAUUGUGUCCUUGCAAAUGUUAUUCUCUCUGUUUAAAGAGAAUACUCUGCUCCUUCCCCUCAAAUAUCCCUUCAUAUAUAAAUUAUCAUGCAGCAAGUAACGAGAAGUCAAAAACCUAUCAGCCCAAAGGGUGUUUUGGCAGAGUUCACGAGUCAUUUGAGUGUACAGAAUUUACCAGCUAGGCAAAAUUUGUACGUUUAAUGAUAAUCUCAGAUUAAAAAUGAGCUUUUCCUUUAUUUCUCUUGAAAUAAAGUGUACAUUAGGGCUUAGAUGUUUUGUGGGGGGUUACCUUAGCAUAACAAGAUAAUCAUAGCAAGAUAAAACUGCAGGAAACAAUAUUUUUAUUUAUUGAAACUUUUUAUAAAGCAACAAAGCUAGGUCAGAAAUUGUUUGCUAACACUGGCUUAACUCAAAACAAUGUGGAACUGAGCAAUUUUUUAUGAUCGCUCUUUCAGGUUAAUCUUCUGUAACUUUCUUGCUCUUUCAUUUUUUGGUCAAUGAAACUCUUGUUUCAUUUUUUAACUUCCUGCUCACCUAAUUGAUAUAAGGAAGACUGUAAUGAGCUUUAAGAGAGACUUGCUAAUCAGGUAAUGGUAGUUUAAAGGUUAAAGACAUGGUUUUUGGAUUAUCUUUUAGACAUUUAACCUUGUGCUUCACACCAUGGCUGGUUCAGAUGCUUGUCCAGUUUGGUUAAAUCAAGUGGUUAUUGGUGCUCUUCCUACUACAGCAAGUCGUCAUAACUCCUCAGCCAGUCCUCACUUCCUUAACAAGCUUGUCUGCAGCCAUCUUCCUGGAGGGGAUGCUUGUAUUGUGGUAUGCAGAUGGUUAUAUUGUCGUUUAAUUUUAUCCUUAGUUCAAAUUUUAUUUUCUUUUACUCCUGGGUAUUGUAAUGUAUAAUAAUGAGUUUGAAACAAAAGAAAAUAAAAUUUAAACCAAGGAUAAAAUUGAGCCAUAACAAUUGCAUUUUACAACAUUUUAGUACUUCUUGUAAUUGUAAACCUAACUUUGCUACUUUCUUUUCAUCAUGAUAUAGCUUUUCUCACCUUUCAGGGCUUUAGAGAUUUGACAGAGUUCAUAACCUGGGCCCUAAAAUGAAACACAAUGCAGCUGAUCUGGUGAUCAGUCAUGAAAUUCCAAACUAACAGUCAUUUUAAGGAAGACUUCUCCAUAAUUUAUCAUGGAAAUUUCAGACUAUUCUGAUGACUAGCAUAACAAGUAAAAGACUUUAUUAAUUAUAUUCCCUCUGUUUUUGUUUUGUUUUGUUUUGUUUGGGUUUUUUUGCCUCCCAGGUUGUCUGUGAAAGACAUGAUGCUUUUGCUUCAGCUUGUGCUAUUUCAAGGGCUUUCCCAACUUAUUCAAGAAAGACCUCUAAAGCUGCAAAAUUGUUAUCAAGAACUGUAACUGUAGAGUUCAUUCUUGUUGGAAACAAUGAUUCUCCAAUCUCAAGUGAAGAUGCAGCUUGUAUGAAUGUAGUUGCAGACAGCAUCCGUCUGAGUGCUCGCCUGGUAGAUAUGCCAUGUGGAGAUUUGCACACCACUGCAUUUGUUCAGGUGUGAGCUGAUACUUAAUAUGUAUAUCUUCACCACAUCUAAAAACCAAUGAUCCAUUGGAAAAUGACUAGAAUGCUCUGUACUGGUUUUAGUGCUAAUAACUCACAAAGUUAUAGAUAUAGAGUCUUGUUAUCAUUCUUUAUCACAACUAGGGUGUUUAAUGUAGAAGGAAAAAAAAGGUUAUUUUCAGAAAAGAAAAGCCCAGGAAAGUUUCUACCAUUUAUUUUAGAAAUAAUUGUAGUUUUUCUUGAAUUUUUUAACUGAACAGGAUAAUAUAAUUUGAUCAGGUUACAUGGCCCAGCAUCUCUGCACCCUGUAGAGGUCUUGUUCUAAAUGUGUUUUUCUGCCUUCUUUUGUCUCUUCAUGUCCUUUUUUGUCCAGGAAAUUACUAAAGUUGGUGAAGAAUUAGGUAUUGUUCCUGUUGUGAUCAAAGGAGAAGAACUUGAUCAAAAAGGUUUUGGAGGUAAGAUGAGCUGCAAUAUUUGUAAAGGGAUAAUCCUUUACUAUGAAUGCAAGUAGUACUGUAUUGAGCCUGAUGUCCUUUUAAGGAAUGCCAUCAUAUCAUAGGCCAUAAUAAUAGCUGACAUGGAGCUGGGGGUCAAACGAUUUUUUACCAGCCAUCUCCAUGUUACAAUUAUGUAAAUGGUAGAUAUCGGGGGAAGCCAGCAAAAAAUCAUCACAGGGCAAGCAAAAAAAGGAGCCUGCAAGGAAAGAGGAAAAGAGUUCCCCUCAAGAAUACAUGGAGAAGACACAUGGAGUCAGAAAAGAUUGAACUACACAUGGCACAAGCUAGAAAUGGUAACCUCUGAAAGAAGCAUAUGGGGAACAGAAAUCAUCAAUGGCCUAUGGUCCACCAGGGAGCCAAGGGAUCGCACUAAAUUAGAUAUCAAAUAUUUAUCCUUUCAUUACUUGUAACCAUAGGAUUUUAGGUAGCCUAAGAAUCAGUGCACUGUAUUCUGGAUUGAAAAGUCUAGGUUUAAGCCUCACCCUGGGUGUUUUCCUAUUACCUAGAGGGCAAUUCUUCUUGCCCGACCAGGAGUAUAAUUGGGUGCUCAUAAACUGUCAGGGAACCUCAGAAAAUAUUGGAGGGCUGGGUACAAGAGCAAACACUAGCGUCCCAUCCCAUGAGCAUUUCAACUGAAGCAGCAAAACACCUACUCACUUCAUGCUACAAUAACUGAUUGUAAUAAGCUCCUGUUGGCAAUUGAUUCAGACUCAUUUUUCCUGAUUAAUGUUCCCUUUAGGGUUGUAUGGAGUAGGAAAAGCAGCAGUGAACCCUCCAGCCUUAGUAGUAUUGAGUCAUACACCUAUGUCAGCUACACGGACCAUAGCCUGGUGUGGAAAAGGCAUAGUGUAUGACACCGGAGGACUGUGUAUCAAGGCUAAGGUACGAUGAAAAAAAAAAAAACAUCAAAGACACCAGGUAGAUGGCCAACGCACACGUAAAACCUUCGCGCGUUUCUCGCGUUCUGCGCCAAAAAAAAACCUACGAAGGUUAAUUUUGUGACCUGACUGUUCAUUUCACUUUUUCACCAACACAGAGUGCAUUUAGUGAUGCGGGGAAACCACUAUUGUGCAAUCGCCCUCUUAUAGUAGCCACAAAGAGAAUUAUUCAAUCAAAUAUGUGGAGGUAAAGAGUUAAAACUAAUUCAUUUUGCAGACCUCUAUGCUUGGGAUGAAAAGAGACUGUGGAGGGGCAGCUGGUAUUCUAGGAGCUUUUAGAGCAGCAGUAAAACAGGUCAGUAAGUUGCUGUAAUUAAAAACUUUCCUGUCUCCCACAACUUUCGUCCAAAACGUAUAUGCUUCAAACUUCUUCCCUUCACAUUUGCCCUUCAUAGUAAUGACUCUCACUGCCUUUAACGGAGAGUCGUACCACCAUGGCUUCUCUAACAUCCCCUUCGCAUGGGCGGAUCUAGGGAAGAGGUACAGGGGGUGCACACCUUGGUCCACCACCCCCCUCCCUCCUCCGUUGUCCCGCUCUGUGGCUCUAGCCAUCGGUCAACUUCCUUCUCGAUGCUCCUGUGCGAUAUCAAAUGCCCAAAUGCCACAAUUUACCAACGGCUAUGUAUAAAGUUUGAAAAUUAAUGAUAAUAAUGAUUCAGUUUAUGAUCCUUACACAGGGCUUUACUGAGAAUCUUCAUGCUGUGUUCUGCAUGGCAGAAAAUGCUGUUGGUCCUGACGCUACUAGACCUGAUGACAUUUUGACGUUAUACUCAGGAAAGUAAGUUUCAUCUGAAUAUCGUAAACUGAUUACAUUGCAGUGAGGUAGUAAGUUGUGUAUAGAGUCACGUCGUAUCGACUGUAGAGCAACUCCACUGUAAGGUCGAAAGUAAUGUGGGUCUCACCUUUCUUCACUCCGUGAUUGGUCGAGAAAUUUCUCACCAUCCUCUCAACCAAUAAGAUGUCAAGAUGCCAAACGUAACUCAUUUCUGACCAGGCCACUCGCUUUUUUCCGUGCUCCAAGCAUUUUUCUUGUAUCUUUUUUUACUUCUCAUCGGCUCACUGUGAUAUUUUUCCUGUGAUUGGCUGUUUUUACUAUGUCGGUUUAGUUUUACAAUACGCAAUCGAAAUGCGCUUUAAGCGUAAAGAACUUUGCAUCAGACCCCAACGUAGUUUGGAAGCUUUUCAUUGAGAAUGAUAAAAACUACAUCUGUUCAACGAGCAUUUAGACUUGUUUAUACAGUUUUUUCAGUCAAAAGUACUAAUUACCGACGGCCGAGGCGAAUAAGAAUAAAAAGCCGUUUACUAGAUGCAGUCACCAGUUUGUUCUUUUUUGAAUUGGAUUUAUAGAUUUCACAUAAUAAUUUAUUUCACAAUCGACCUUUCCGGAUUUGAUUACUGGCUGUAAUCAACGUGUACGUGUACGUGUAGGCUUGAAAAAAGGGAGACUGUAACAUCACCAUCUGUGUAUCACAUACAUGUGCUUGCCGUCACAAAUAGAUAAUUAAGUUAAAGCAUGACAAUCGUGACGCUGUUCUUUGAGGUUUUUCUCUGUCCUUUGAAACCCAAAGCAACAUUGUGAAACACGAAAAGGAGUCAGAAAGAAAGGAAAACUUUCGGGUCACCUUGCAAUGUUAAAUUUGUCUUUUUAUUCAAUCUGGUGUAGAACUGUCGAGGUGAACAAUACAGAUGCUGAAGGCCGCCUAGUUCUUGGAGAUGGGGUAAGACCUGUUUACAUGCAGAACAUUUUCAUUUUAGUGGUUGACCAUGGUUCUAUGACCAACCGCCGUUCAGAGACGAUGGAGGACCGUGCAUGAGAAAUCGUGAUGUUACUUGUGAAUACCUUACAUCAAAAACGCAUCACAGAAAGUCAAGACGGACGAAAUUUAUUGCAGCGCGCGCGCUAUUUGUAAUUUGCACUCGUUACAACUCUGCACCCGUGUUACAGGAGAAAUAUUCCCGUUUUCAGCCAAUCAGACGCGCGUAAUUUUGUUAUGUAUAUUGUUAAUAGCGUUCCAUGAUUGCAGGGUCAUUGUGGUAUGCCGUAGAUCUGUUCACUUUUCAGUAACCAAACUGCUACUUGUAUGAUGGAGUUUACCUUUCUCUUUUAUUCUCAGGUGGCGUAUGCCAAGAAGGAUCUCCGUGCCGACGUUGUCCUUGACAUGGCCACCUUGACUGGUGCCCAGGGUAUUGCAACGGGACGCUACCACGCGUCACUUUUGACCAACAAAGAAGUGUGGGAACCAGCUUGUGCUGCGGCGGGAAGAGCAAGUGGGGACUUGGUUGUGAGUAGUUAAUUGUGAUAUGUCAACCUUUCAGUGAAUCAGUUUUGACAUCCUUGACUUCAUUAUAGAGAACACUGUUAAACAAAAAGUCUCCGCUUGUGAUGAAGGUUAAAAGGACUUUUUCAAUCGACGACUGCGCUAAAGAUUUUGAAAUUUAUCUCCUUUUUUAGUCUGUUUACACACACUACGCUUUCGACAGCGCUUAUCUUGGCAGUAACCAGAUCGCUUGCCACUUUUGAAUUGCAUGUAAUUUUGUAAAAAAGCUCGCCUAGCACAUUUCUGUAGCGCAAGAGGUGAAGUAACCGAUGUUUACAACCGUUUACAAUCGAUCAUGAUAUUGGCAGGUCCAAAGUUCCAAUCUUUGUGGAGGUCGCACAUUUUUUCUUUCUCCUUUCAGGCUCAUCUCUGGCGUGGAAUUUCUCAUUUUAUUCUUAUGAUAUUGUUUAACAGUGUUCCACAUUGUUCAUCUGUUUCUCGUCUACGAUAUCGACUUAAAAAUCUGCUCAGUUUUAAACCUAUUUCCACUCUCUUAAUUGUUCGUUGCACUUUUUUUAAUUCUUUCAGUUUCCCAUUCCAUAUUGCCCAGAACUUCAUUUCUCAGAAUUUUCAAGUGCAUUAGCAGAUAUGAAAAAUUCAGUACAAGUAAGUUAUUUAAUGUAUAAUUUGUCUUGCCAUAGCAUUUGGUAAUCACAAUUUACCAUAGGAAUAAGCAGAGCAAAGCAUGGAAAAUAAUUCCCCUUAUUUUUAGGCACGUCGCUUACUGAGAGUCGAAAGUAAUCCAUGACUGCUCAAGUUUGCAUGGCUACGCCUUGCGAUUGGUCGAGAAAACUUACGCAACGUUCUCAACCAAUCAGAGGCAAAAAUUAAAGCCAGUCGUGAUUACGUCACCCAAGUUUGCCCUCGCUUGAAGUGAGCUACCGUAGCUUCUUGUUUUAGUUCGCUCCUUAUUAUAUUUUACUUUCAAACGUCUAGCGUUUGAGUGGAAAGCAAGAGAAUACAAACUUAGCUAUGAGGGACUAAUAGCUACGAAACUCACUUCCAUAUGACGUAAAUACAUGUCAGUUUAAGGGAUACAUCAUAAAACCUUUUGUUUUACGCAGAAUCGUGAUAAUGCUCAAGUGUCCUGUGCUGGCCUUUUCAUUGGUAUGUAAUUUAUGGAGGAUUUUUGGGAUUACUGUAGAAACUUUGUGCAUUAACCGACAACAAUAGACGAAACAUCGCUCAGCAGAUUCAAUCACGUAUAACGUAAAAAGAAUUGUUUAUGUCACUCUGUUUCUAAGAAGAUUUUUUUCAUAUUGCACUUUUGCAGCCUGUAUAGUUUGACUUAUAAAGAAAGCCUCACCUUGGUGAUAUGGGAUGCUUUUUUUUCCUUUUUUUUCCUUUAUUAAGCGAACUUUUUGCAGAAGAUAACUUGACCUUACACUUGAACUUGAAUUAUUUCUAUUUAUAGGUUCCCACUUAGGAUUUGAUUUCCCUGGAAGCUGGUUACAUAUUGAUAUGGCUGCUCCAGCUCAUAUGGUGAGCAAACUCAUGAGCGUGUAACAACAACUAGUCAAAUUUUGCCUCUAGCCAUGCUAAACUACUCUAAUAUUUCGCGUAAAACUUGAAUUCAAAUCUCGAGCUUGUAGAGCAGCUCGUCCCAGACUCUCAAGGUCUCUGCAGAAUUGACGAGCGUCUUUGCUAUUGCAGGGUGAAAGGGCAACAGGUUACGGAGUGGCUCUCUUGGUCACCUUAUUUGGAAAAGCGUCCUCGUCGAAACUCCUUCAGAGUAUCGCACCAGAACUGCCGGCAAAGGACUCUGGGUUUGGCUAUUGAAGAUGAUUAUGGUGUCGUCGGGCCGAACAAAAUGGCUGAUUGAAUAGGGAAGACUUGAAGACUUGAAUAAGACUUGAAUAGGGAAGAAAUGUUUUGACUGAAAUUUGAACUUAGACUUACGGUUUUGAAUUUUGACCACGUAGAGAUUCUGAUGCACAUUCCAUAGUUCUCCCUUUU